Symsagittifera roscoffensis is the source of this 5804-nucleotide messenger RNA. RefSeq names its product protein still life, isoform SIF type 1-like. Gene Ontology annotation, molecular function: guanyl-nucleotide exchange factor activity; protein binding. Bases 1450 to 5556 code for a protein of 1368 amino acids. The transcript has 9 exons. Gene Ontology annotation, biological process: positive regulation of axonogenesis; activation of GTPase activity; small GTPase-mediated signal transduction. Lineage: Eukaryota; Metazoa; Xenacoelomorpha; Acoela; Convolutidae. The record is from RefSeq and is a predicted model, not a curated record. Gene Ontology annotation, cellular component: membrane; synapse.
AAGAAUUCAUACCACCGGAACGGAAUGGAACACACACAUAGAAUGCUGUGUUUGUUAUCAAAACAAAAUUGAAUGGAACGAAAGGUAGAGAGAAAUUUAUUUGGAACACGAUUGGAAAAUACACGUCGAGUGUACUGGAGCACACAAAGGAUAAAAUCUGGAACCGUUUACUCAUUAUUACCAGAAACUGACAACAGACAACUGAAAACGUUUUUACCAAUUACAGCAGAAUAGCCCUAAAUCGAUUGCCGCGAGAGCUAUAAUCGAAAAAGACUAGGGCGCGUGUUCCCUAAAUCUGAACUUCAAAGACCAAGUAUAAAAGUCGUGACCGGAUUUGUUUUAUUUUCUCGUAAAAUCGAAGUUUCUUCGCCAAGUUUUAUAUCUUCAUAACAGCUGUUGAAAUAAGGCCGAGUAUCCCACCAACUUAGCUGACAUUAGAAGACACCAUAUUUAAUUUAACCAUUUUUGUAUAAUAAUUUUAUUGCUCGCCUUGUGAUCUCGAUAUUUAUCCAUAUUUUAUACACCUUCAGUAACAUGCUUCCCAAUUUCGAGUUGCAGACAGAAUUGAGUCGCCCUUUUAUCUUUUUAUCGAGCUGCUCCUGAACUGAAUUCUGAUUAUUGAUCAAAUUAAGACAACUAGUUGAACUUUUAAUGUGUUCUUUGUAUACCGCCAGCACCUUUUGGGGUUACAUUAUCUCUUCCUAUUUUCAAUUGUAGGUUUCCCUUUGCUUCCGUUCUUGAAUUGAAAAAUACUUGUCAUACCUGUGCUAGGUUUCUUUGAUCCUUCAUAGCUAAUUAAUGCGUGAGCAUCUGUGCCGACAUAAUUUUUCGCGCUUCUACAAUUUUUCAAUUGAAAGAUUAAAGUCUCUGUGCUUAUCUUGAACGUGCAUACAAUCAAAUCUUGUCUAUUUUUUUUCAACUCAGCAAGACUGCGCGGCGGCAUAUUGCUCUACAAUAAAAUUUACUCCAAUUCCGCGUAUGUUCUUUUUAAUAUAUCUUUUUCUUGUUGUUUUAUUGCGUUUUUUGUUCUUUUGAAGCAAGGAUCUCUUCUGACGGAGGAUGACUUACUGAAACUUUCUGAUUACAACCAACAGCUAUUCAUUUUAGAGCGACUGUCAGAAAAUAACCAAAAGGGCCUGCCUAAGUCAACUCCUCUGCAUUUAACGAAUGACGAAUUUCGGUCAAAGUUAGCACAAUAUUUCAACUACUCACAUCUUCUUAUCACGCCUGAUUGAACGAAGCCCACACUCUGCCAAACCCAAACUUUGAUCGAUCUUUAUUUGUUUCUCAUACCAACAGCGUACAGCACAUCUACUAAACAGUUGCUCACUACCCGUUUAGCCAUCAGCCGAAUGUUUCCUGAUUUCUAAAUGUGCGUUUCACCUUUAUGCGAUAUAUGACCUGAAACCCAGAUUUAAUUAGUUCAAUUUCAUUCAACACAACACGACAAUGACUCAGAAUUACGUCAACUUAGAUCUUCUUAAGCACUGGGAAUCCAAUAACAGUCCCAACGAAAAAGAUAACCUAACCAUUUCCCCGGAAAAAUCAGGAGGAAAUAAAAGAAUGCCAAUGCCAACGCCUCCACCCGUCCCGCCCCGGACAACGAAAAAUAUAUUCGACUCAAAACAGAUCCGGAAGCAAAGCGGGAAAUGUCCCAGUUUUGGAGGGAUUCCAACCCUCGACGAACAAUCGCUGAGCGACAUUGAAGUAUUCGAUAGCAAUUACGACUGUAACGACAGUUUAGCUUCGAACUAUUAUUCAAUGGAGUCAUAUUACUUUGAUGACGAUGACGACGAGUUUGUUUCGUUUCACGACGACGACGAAGAUGAUGACAAUGACAAAGUGGCAAAUAGCGACAUCGUAAUGAGUCACAGGAGUAGCAGGAGUAGGUCGCAUUCCCGACUGGCGAAAGAAGCACGACUUCAGAAGUCGAUAUCCUACCACAGCCAAGUGGCUAAUUGUAGCCAAAGUACGUGGGAAAACAGUUUUCGGAAGCUGAAAAUAGAGGAGAGUCCAGUGAAUGAGACAGUGAAUAUAAACAACAUAAGUCCCAUCAAAGAAGCUGAUUGUGUGGAAUUCAGGACCAGCUUCGCUGAGAAGACCAACUUCAAACGACAUAGUCUGGGAGCGCAUCUAGCACAGCGAGAAAAAAAUCAACAACAACAACAACAACAACAACAACAACAACAACAACAUCAACAGCAUCAGCAGCAGCAUUUGAUAAAUUCGGAUCAAUGUCGGCUACCCGAGCAACACCAUUACUAUUCCCGAAUGGACUCCUCCGAUUUCAACAGUUCCACUCCCAAAGUAGGGGGACUCCGUUAUGGGGGAUACAGCAGUUGUGGCGAGGAUGACGAGGAUGAUGAUGAUGACGACGAAGAGGACGAUGAGCCCAGAGGGGUGUUCGGAUGUUCGGGCAACAAUGACGACAGUGGGAGGGGCAGCUGCAGAGGAGUGCGGAGGGGAAGGUCAUCGGGUGGGGUGGGGGAUGAGGGGGAGGGGACUAGCUCUUCGUGUAGUGACUCCUUGAGGUCACAGAGGACAAUGUCUUCACUCAACCCGAGCGUUUAUGACCUUGAGACGCAGACUCCUCAGCCUUCCAAAUGCAACUACAGCUCAAUCACAGCCUCAGAAUGGAUGCCAGGAAGCACUAUGUCACACACACCCAGCACCUAUUCCCUGGACACUUCCCAACAACUCCAGGACACCCCCACUCCUACCAGUGGACUGCAACCGAAGUCACUGUUCCAGGAAAGCAACAACUACGGCAACUUUGGAGUCUCAUGCAAGACAGGAUGGCUGGAAGUUAAGCACCUGCUGGCUCUGAAAAAGAGGAAGCUUGACCCAGUGGCCAAGAGGAAGUUCAGACGCUUCUGGUGUUGUCUGAAGGGAACCACUUUGCUGCUCUAUACUGACAUGCACAAUGCUAAUGCAACUCCCAUUAGCACCAUCGCCCUGGAAAACUGUCUGGUGCAGCCUCUGCCGGAACACCCCAGAAGGGAACACAUUAUAGUCGUGAGCACCAGCAUCGGAGACGUGUUCAUGAUCCAGUGCAUAUCAUACGCAGACAUGCAUGCCUGGACCAACACCAUCCAUAAAGUUUGUGGACACGCCAUUGCUCUCAACAAGAAUUCUGAAGACACUGUCAAAUUGCUGAGGCUGGACAUUGAACGCAAAGAAAAGCUUUGCAUGGAGUCCAAGAACCUGACAAACACUGAAAAAUACCAGUGCGAUAUUUUCAGACUCAAGUGCUACAUCGCAUCACUGAGGAACGAGGACUUGCCCAAUCCCAAGACACUUCUAUGCAUGGCAACGAAAGAGACGAAAUCUCAGCUAUCGCGACUGAACUGUUUCUCUGUUUGCGCAGUACAUGCUCUCCUCACAGCUCAGUCGAUUCCUCAGGGCAAGAAUCAGGGAUCCCUGGAACGACCUAAAAGAACUAUGUUCUCACUUCUCCGAGCCAAGGAUUCCGUCUCUGCUAAAGAUGAAAUCGCAAAACGAAACCUGAAACGACGAAACUCACAUGCUGGCAAAGUGGAUAAUGCCACUGUUUCGCUUGAUGAUUCAAUCGUUUGCUCACCUGCUGCCAAGGAUCAACUAGCGGUUUGGGAUCAUCACGAAAAAGGAAAACUGGGACGAAUCAACUUGCCCAGGAACCAAACUAGCGUUAUCCCGGUUCUUCCCCACACGACAGUUCAAGACGUUUUAGACAGAUGUUGCAGAAAGCGAAGUCUGGAUCCCAAGGAUCACUUCAUCAGGGUCAAACAGUUCGACAGAUGGCUCAUUCCUCAGCCCAGAGCUCUGCUAACUAACUACACUUGUGAAGCUAUCGAACUCUGCAUCAAAGAAUACAAAACAGUAGACCUGUCCAAAACGAACCCUAGUGAACCUUACGGCUUCAGUUUUGAAAUGAGAGCCGAUAGUGGAAGUGGACAAUCUAGACUCUUCGUUCUCGAUGUCAUGUCACGUUCAGUUGCGGAGAAUGGCGGAAUCACUCAAGGAGAUGAAAUCAUCGAAAUUGAUAACCUGCCUGUUACAUCAGUUGAUCAGAGCUUGAUUGAUUUCCAUCUCAAGAAGAAAGACAACCUUAGUCUCCUUAUCAGAUCUCUCAGACCAUCCAGGUACUCUAGCUCAACUUGUGAUGUCUGCGGAAAACGAAAGACCUCGUCAAAUGAUCAUUCAGCUUCUUGUGACGCCGGACCUAACUCAAAAUCGGUGUUCCAGAAAUUGUCUAAAAUUUCGGAUGAGCUAUUCCUCACAGAGAAACACUACGUGGAAGACUUGGAUUCCUUUAUCCGUGAUUAUCUCACUCCGAUUGUACGAUCAAAGCUGGUCAACCAUUCUGAGAUCCAUCAACUUUACUCUGCCGCUGUGAACAUUCAAAAGGUCCAGCGAAAUUUCUUCGCCGAACUGAGAUCUGUAUACCCUGAACAUUCGUCUCUAGAAGCAACAUCAACGACCUUAGAAUCCUUAGUUGAAUCUCUGAUUCCCUGUAUGGACGCUCUUAGACGACACGUUGGCAAUUUCAAGAUCUAUGGUUCUUAUUGCGCACUGCACAAUAAAGCUCUUGAGAUCUUUAAAGAGGCCAGCAUGGAUCCCGAAUUUAAACAGCUUCUGGACUCUAGCAACCCUUUGAACGAGCAAGCUCGAAACCUGCAAUCAUUUAUGAUCAAACCGCUUCAGCGAAUUCUGAAAUACAAACUGUUCAUCAGACAAAUUGCCGACAAUUAUCCCGCCGAUUUGGAAGGAUACGCAACAAUUGAGCAAACGUUCGAAAACGUGGACAAACUUGGUUCUCAUAUCAACGAAAUGCAGAGAGUGUUCGAAGACUACUACCCAACAUUCGACCAGAUGCUGUUCGAUUCCCAAAUCGACUCCAGUCUAGUCCAGGCACUGCCCCUGGAACAACUGUUGGCUCAUGGACCAGUGACUUGGGUCAGCAAUUCAAUCGAGGAAAAUUCGGGAAAGAAAGGCAAAAACACACAGAUGAUGAUGUUUGUAUUCCGAGAUGCAAUCGUACUCAUUCCCAACACACGCGACAAGAAACGAAGGAAAAUGAGCCUUGUUGCGCAGUCAAACAAAGACGAUCCUUCAGCCAAACAGAGAUUCCUCCUUCCCACGGGAACAACCACCCGAGUACCGGAUGAAAUGAGCGACGACUCUCAGCAGUUCUCGCUAGACUUCACCGAAUCGGCCGCCGACCUCAGUCAGUCCUCGGUGACUCAUCGCUUCGUACUCUGGUGCAAAGACCCCACUUGCAGACGACAACUAAUCUCGGCUAUUGACGAUUCAUGUGCACCUUCGGCUCAAAUGCGAAAGCGAAACGCCAGGAAGCAGAAUCGAAACCAAUCCGAACCCAGAAAGCCCCAAAGAAUGAGUGAGAACCCUAAGUAUAAUUACCCUCAGACAUCCAAUAACUCCAGUAACCCACAACGACAUGCUUCGAGUCAGAUGACAAGGUCACAGAGCAUUUCGCCUAGUGGAAGAAAUACCCAAGUCGACUCAGGCGUGUUUUCAGACGAAAACGACAACACAAACUCAGUCAAUCUCAGCUAAUUACAGAGAAAAAAACUAAAAAAAUAAAACUUUGCAUCACUUUAAGUUCUGCCUUAUUUGAAUUAUCUUUGACAGAUUUUUCCAAUUAGUCCUCAUGUGAAAUUUUAUUUUAAGCAUAGAAUUAUUUCUUUACCCGAUGAUUUGCAUGUAGUCUUAUUUUCCAUUCUGCUCUUUUCAAAUUCGGCCUCGUUCCUUUUGUGCAAUUUCAUUACUCAAACGACUUGAUAGCACUUUUCGUUUAGAUAAAU